AUGAUGCACAUUCCACCACUUCGCCUUUGGCGGUCACUCCUCGUCUGUGUUAUUUGGUCUCUCCCUUGCUUCCAGGUCCUGGCGAUCGACCUCGAUCUACAGAAUGCUGACAGCAUCAAGAGCGUGGCAAGCGACCUCGCCUGGGACCUAGUCAGCUUCUAUACGGGCAACAAUACCGGCGAUGUUCCUGGAAACCUUCCAGAUCCAUACUACUGGUGGGAGGCGGGAGCCUUCUUUGGCACCCUGGUCAAUUACUGGGCCUACACCGGAGACACCACAUAUAACGAACUGACCGCGCAAGCCAUCCUCCACCAGGUCGGUCCCAACCGAGACUUCAUGCCCGCCAACCAGACGCGCACGGAGGGAAACGAUGACCAGGCAUUCUGGGCGUUCGCUGCCCUGCGCGCCGCCGAGCGAAACUUCCCCAAUCCGCCAGCCGAUCAACCGUCGUGGUUGGCUCUCGCGCAGGCCGUUUUCAAUGAGCAAGCGCAGCGAUGGAAUACGCAGAAGUGCGGAGGAGGGUUAAAGUGGCAGAUCUACACGUUCAACAGCGGUUACACGUACCGGAAUUCCAUCUCGAAUGGGUGUUUCUUCAACAUGGCGGCUCGACUCGCGCGAUAUACGGGCAACGCGACGUACGCGGACUGGGCGAAUAAGGUCUGGGACUGGGUGACGGACGUAGGACUGAUUGGGCCGGAGUACCAUGUGUUCGACGGAACGAGUGAGGAAAAUAACUGCACCGACCUGAAUCAUAUUGAGUGGACUUAUAACAACGGGGUGUUCCUGCUAGGGGCUGCACACAUGUGGAACUACACCAAUGGUGACGAGAAGUGGCGCGAACGAGUCAACGGCCUUCUCCAGGCGCAGAACAGCUUUCUCUCCACGAACGAGAGCUCCAAGAACGUGCUUUACGAGGCCGCAUGCGAAAUGGUGGGGACCUGCCAAACAGACCAAUUCUCGUUCAAGGCCUAUCUGGUGCGAUGGAUGGCUGACACUGCCCGACUGGCUCCGUUCACCUACGAAACCAUCAUGGCACGCCUCCAACCGACAGCCAAGGCAGCCGCCGCCCAAUGUGUGGGAGGUAAAACGGGGACAUACUGUGGGAUGCAAUGGACUACGGGAGCCUAUGAUGGCACAGUGGGCGUGGGACAGCAAAUGGCCUCCUUAGAGGUGGUCCAGGCCAAUCUCCUGCAGGCCAACCCUGGUCCGCUCACUCAUACCACGGGAGGAUCCAGCCAGGGGAACAGCGCCGCAGGGACACAAACGUCAGAUUCAUCCCGAGAUCCCAGUGAGCUGCGCCCGAUCACCACGUCGGAUCGAAUUGGGGCAGGGGUAGUAACUGGAGUCACGGCAUGCUUGGUGCUGGGGGUCACGGCUUUCAUGGUGUCAUAA
This is a messenger RNA of Aspergillus costaricaensis CBS 115574, 1392 nucleotides long. RefSeq names its product glycoside hydrolase family 76 protein. The record is from RefSeq and is a predicted model, not a curated record. Bases 1 to 1392 code for a protein of 463 amino acids. Gene Ontology annotation, biological process: carbohydrate catabolic process; fungal-type cell wall biogenesis. Gene Ontology annotation, molecular function: mannan endo-1,6-alpha-mannosidase activity. The transcript has 3 exons. NCBI's taxonomy places the organism in Eukaryota, Fungi, Ascomycota, Eurotiomycetes, Eurotiales, Aspergillaceae.